AUGGAUGUGGGUAGAAAGCGUAUAAGGCACAGUUCCAUCAGCAUCAGUCAAGACCAACUGCUGAAGGAUCAAGGUGGCGUAGAAGAUGUGAGUGAGUUACCUCGAGGCGAAGUCAUCAAGACGAUGGCUGCUCGCGCUACCAAGGCAGUCAAGAAAUUGUUCGAAGAAGGAAAGAUACACGCUGUCAUCAACGCAGGAGGCUCGGGUGGCACAUCCCUAGCGGCAGAAGUGAUGAGAACCGCACUUCCCAUCGGCUUCCCCAAACUUAUCGUUUCUACCGUCGCAAGCGGUGACACUGGACCCAUCGUGGGAGAAACGGAUAUCACUUUGAUGUACAGCGUAGUGGACGUCGCUGGUCUCAACCAGGUACUCCGAAAUGUACUCAGUAAUGCUGGAGCCGCCAUCGCGGGAAUGGCUCGAGCUUACGCGGCUCGUCAACAAGAUUCCGUUCAAUCCAAGAAGAAGCGUGUUGGUAUCACCAUGUUCGGUGUUACUACUCCAGCCGUCGACUCAAUACGCACACAUCUGGAGGCGAAUUACGAUAUCGAAACGUACGUCUUCCAUGCUACCGGCCACGGCGGAAAAGCAAUGGAGCGACUUAUCAAAGAAGGAGGCCUUGAUGCAGUGCUGGAUCUCACCACUACCGAAAUAUGCGACCACAUCACCGGCGGUGUGAUGAGCGCGGGCGAGCAUCGUCUCGAGGCUGCUGCAGAAGCUGGAAUACCAUAUAUCGUCUCCGUAGGCGCGACUGACAUGACAAACUUUGGCCCCAUGAACACGGUACCGGAACGAUACAAGGACCGCAAACUUUACGAGCACAACCCUGUCGUCACCCUGAUGAGGACAUCCGUAGACGAAGCGACUCAAGUCGGCGAUUUCAUUGCGGCGAAGUUGGAAACUCAUGCAAAGAACCCUGAGGUGAUUCAGAUAUGGCUUCCAAAGGGCGGUAUCAGCAUGAUUGCGGUCCCUGAUGGGCCGUUUCAAGACGAAAAGGCGGAUGCGGCGCUCUUCGAUGCGAUAAGAAGAGGGCUCCAGGAUAGUAAGGUCGAGAUAAUCGAGGACGAGCGCGCAAUCAACGAUCAGAACUUCGCGCGCGACAUCGCGGAAGCUCUGAUCGCGAAGAUGGGUAUCGGUCGGAAGGCGAAUUGA
This is a messenger RNA of Alternaria ethzedia, 1149 nucleotides long. RefSeq lists its product as uncharacterized. The coding region runs from base 1 to 1149 and encodes 382 amino acids. NCBI's taxonomy places the organism in Eukaryota, Fungi, Ascomycota, Dothideomycetes, Pleosporales, Pleosporaceae. The record is from RefSeq and is a predicted model, not a curated record. The transcript has a single exon.